Messenger RNA from Penicillium brasilianum, 3253 nucleotides. NCBI's taxonomy places the organism in Eukaryota, Fungi, Ascomycota, Eurotiomycetes, Eurotiales, Aspergillaceae. The record is from the annotation of a GenBank genome assembly.
UCAGGUCCGACCUUGGGAGCUACUUUGACUAUGUACAGUCUGUGAUUGACUUCGUCCCGAUCAUCGUCAUAAGUGCUGAUGAUAAGAUCACGUGGGAUUAUCGAUAAAGCUGCCCUCCAGGUGUUUUGACAGCAUCUCCCGCAACCGCGGCACUUCACAAUUUGAAAGCAACCAAGUGAAGCCUCACCCCUUCAGGCGGGCACGACAUCCCUCCUGGUCCCGAAAGUCGGAAAUUCUCAAAUUCUGACCAGCAUUCUACGGGUCGUCUAUAUACCGACUCGACAUGAGUGAUCUCCUGAACUACAUCCUCAACAAUGAGGAUGCAUUUCGAAGGAACCGCCUCCCUUCACUCUACUCGGACUUCACCCUCCAAAAGAAGACAAACCCCGAUGGCUAUGCUGUCAACAUAGCCGCUUGGGAACAAGCAUUGAACCGAGCCGCCAAGCGUGGCUAUACAUCCUCACGGGGCAUACGCGUACGUUCAGGAUCUAUCGGAUCCUCGAAGAAUACAACGGCGAACAAGAAGAAGACUGAUCACCUCAUUCUCCGCACUGAUGAAUCGCUUUUACGAGACCUGGAGCUGCCUGAGUGGGGGAGACCGGUGGCACUGAGUGCUGUGUUUGACGAAGCAAUGCGCAAACAUACUAUGAUUCCCUUAUCGGUCUACAAGACUAGCGGAGCGAGUCUACAGAAAGCUCAGUGGAGACUUAUUGAUCCCGGUGCUUUGAGCCCAUGGAAUGUGAUGAGCUGGGGAGUGCGGCAGCUCAAAGGCUUCGUCGUGGGCUCCGAUGGCGAAUCUGCGCCCAAGCUGCAGGUGCAGGAAUUGGUAUUGGUUGAGAACCUGCAGGAAGCGGCGGACUUGGUUGUUAAGAAGGCCACUGGUGGCACUUCAUCCAAGCUGGACCUAAUAUACUCCAAAGAAAGCUUUAUCAAAGAGUUUGCCUCCAUAUUGCACGAUAGCACAGAAUUGUCAGAUGCCGAUUUUGAUAUUCUAUUGCUUUAUUUGUCCCGCGAUAGUGGCGCUAUCGCGUAUGAUGGCAAGACUGUGAAGUUCAAGUCAAAGGAUGAAUCAGCACAGAUCACGCAGCAAGAUACGACGAUCGCCUCCAUCAAAACGCUUUUGUCAACACUUUCGAAGCAGGUCAAGGACCUAGAAGAUAAAGUUGUGGAAUUGACUGCUUCUGCAAAGACAGCGCUGGCAGACAAAAAUCGUAUCUCCGCCUUGUCAGCCGUCAAAUCCAAGAAGAUGGUGGAGCAUAAUCUCCAUCAACGCCUGAACACGCUUGUCCAGCUCGAGGAAGUAUAUGCAAAAAUCGAGCAGGCCACGGGCCAGGUGGAGAUUGUGCGGGUCAUGGAGGCCAGCACCGGUGUUCUUCGUGGGUUGCAUGCACAAAUCGGCGGAGCUGAGCGUGUCGAGGACGUGAUCGAGGAGUUGCGUGAAGAGAUGUCAAAGGUGGACGAGGUCGGAACCAUCAUGAAUGAGGCAGGACCUGUCUUCGACGAGGGUGAGAUUGAUGAGGAGCUUGAGGCCCUGGAGAAGGGUGAUCGGGAAGCAAAGGAAGAAAAAGAAGCCGAGGCUACGCGCAAGAAGCUUGCCGAGCUGGACAGUCUCAAGCAAGCCUCAGACGAAGCCGCGCGCAAGGCGCAGGCAGAGAACAAUGUAGAAAGCCAGCUCGCACAGAGCAUUGAGAGGCUCUCAAACAUGUCGGUUGAAGAUCGCCCAUUGCCCGCCAACUAAGGGACCAUUUAUCAACGGGCCAUGUGCUCGAAUCGGUUGCUUUCACACCGGAUUAACCGCGACACCACGUCGAUCAUCGAAGUCAAGUCACCCUGACAUUUCAUUCGGACCUGGCGGGUCAGAGUUGAUCUCGAUGGGAGUGCCCCUCGCAACCCCGCUCGCCGGUUGAGCCGAACUAUCUACUACCGUGUUAUUCGACCCCGAGGCCUGUGCAGCGCCCGGGAUGGUCGAUCUCACUUGAGCAUCACUCUUUUUACGAGCGUUUGCAAUUAAACGCUUGAAAUCAUUGUCGUGGCUCACUGACCAUUGAGCCGCAUCAAACUCCUUCGCCAUCACCGUGUUGUUCGGCACGAUUGAGGACUGCGCUGUCGCAAACCCACCUUGUGUCCUUUCCCAAAUGUCAAGCUCUCGUAGCAGUUCUUUCUUGGUUCUUGGAAACGUGGAGUCGCAGUUCGCAUUCCAUAAAUUCAUCCACUCAGUGUGACGUCUCUGCAAGAGCUGCCGCUGACCCCAGUCGGGAAUACCCAGGUCACGGAAUUUCCGGCGCAAUUGAUUGUCUUUUAGGAGUGAGUAGUUCAUGGCUGGGAGUCUUUCGGGUGCUUGUGAAGGGGAUAUCGGGGUUUGGCGCGCUUGAGGUUGUAGAGAUCUAGAAUACCGUUGAAUUAGACAUGAGUUAGACUUCAGACCGGAUCGCUUUGAAAAAUUCCAUCAUACCCAAAUGACCUUUGCUUGGCAGGAGCUGGUUUAGAAGCCGAUGCUGUGUCUCCUGUACAUUUAUCAAGAUGCGCGAAGACAGCCUCGUUCUUCAUCCGGCGGUUACAUAUAGGGCAAGCGACCAUGCCGUCAUCUACGACAAUGGUCAAGGUUAGACUAAAGGGGCUCCGAGCGAUGAUCAACAUGCUACCAACCUGGAAUAAAAUCUUCAUCCUGACUGUCUUCGAUCACUUCUUGUAACAAUGAGCCCUGGUUGCGCUCCUGUCCAUUCGAUUGCGCCGGCGCCAUUUGCGACCUCGACCUCGUACGAACGCGUUGUGGACUGUGCUGGAUUGUCUCGGUCGCUUCAGUGUGGUCCACUCGGCUCACCUUCCGUUUCUUUAAGGCAGGUUCUGAAACUUCAUCGUUUCCAGCAGCGAUGCGCGCCGCCUCCUUUCUCGCAAGAGUGAGUGCGCUCUCCCUCGCGUUCUUGAACGCUUCGAGGAUUUCCUGCACAAGCCAGUUGCGGCGAAGCUUAAGCUCCUGAUCACCCGAACGACACGUAGGACAUUUUCCCUCGGUACUGAGACAUCGACGAAUGCAUAGAGAGCAAAAUGUGUGACUGCAAGACGUAAUCACGGGUGUGUCGAAGAAGUCCUUGCAGACUUGACAGCGGAGCGAGGACUCUAAAGGCGCAAGUAGGGAAAGCGGCGUGUCCAACCAGUCGGUCGAGUCGGGGAGGUCAAAUGACUGCUCCAUCGGAAUAUUGAAGCCGCCUGGAGCUUGUGCAGAAGUCGGGUCGUAGAAUAAGACCGACUCUUG